UCUGUGAGCCAACAGUUGCGCUCGGUGUUUGUCGUUUUAAAGCGGUAAACUGCUGAAUGAGCGGACAUUUUUUUUAAAUAACUCUUAUUCAACUCUUAUUUUGAAUAUGGAAACCAGCUUAUAAUUUAUUUUUGCAGCGCAUUGAAAUUAAAAAUUAACGAGGCGUUUAGGGAACUACCGACAUCAGUUCUUCCUGACAGAAAAUAAUGUCCCUGUACUGUGGCGUAUUGAACAUUGAGUCAUCUCGCGUGGACGUCCACAAAGCAGCGCGUCAUUUCAACUCUGUUUUGAGGUGAUUCCUUCGCAACGGCUGCGCGGCGUUUGUGCGACGGUCAUUCUGUGACAUAUAAUGACCAUGUCAGUCCCGGAGAGAAACUCUGGAUCCGAGGAGAAGGAAGAGGAGAGCGAGGAUGAGAGUGAGAUCGUGGAGGAGAGUCCCUGCGGCCGCUGGCAGAAGCGGAAAGAGCAGGUGAGUCAGGGGAAUGUUCCUGGCGUGGAGAGUGCCUCUCUGGCCAUGGACACUGAAGAGGGUGUUGAGGUGGUCUGGAACGAGGUUCUCUUCCAGGACAAGAAGGUCUUCAAGACAGUGGAGGACAAAAUGAAGGAGAUGUUUGAGAACCUGAUGCAGGUGGAUCAUCCAAACAUCGUCAAAUUUCACAAAUAUUGGCUGGAUAUCGGGGAUAAUCAUGCUCGGGUUGUGUUCAUCACAGAGUACAUGUCGUCUGGCAGCUUGAAACAGUUCCUCAAAAAGACCAAGAAAAACCACAAGAGCAUGAAUGUCAAGGCCUGGAAACGCUGGUGUACGCAGAUCCUCUCUGCCCUCAGUUACCUGCACUCCUGUGACCCUCCCAUAAUUCACGGCAACCUCACAUGUGACACCAUCUUCAUUCAGCACAACGGCCUCAUUAAAAUUGGAUCAGUUUGGCAUCGACUCUUUGUGAAUGGUAAGAGCAUUUUAACACCUCACUCAAUAUUUCACAUAUUAAUGGGAUUUCAGGUUAAAUGGAUUAUUAUUAUUACUAAAAUAAUACAAUUUGGCUUUUACAUGUUAUCUGGGUUUAAAGACAUGCUUCCAGAGAACUGUGUGGAGGAGAAGACCAAAUCAUUCGACCCGAAUGGAGUCAUGGCAGAGAUUAUUCACAAAGAUCAUCCUCGCGUUCAGCUCAAGUAUUCUCAUGUUUCUCCUCUAGAGCUGGACAAGUUUCUGGAGGAUGUGAAGAAUGGCAUUUACCCGCUGAUGAAUUUUGCGUCCACUCGACCCCAUCCUGUACCUCGCGCCCUCUCCAUGUCCCAAGAACAUGUGGAGACAGUGAAGACCCCCACACCCGAGCCCCAAGAGGUUGAAACCAGGAAGGUGGUCCAGAUGCAUUGCAACCUGGAGUCUAAUGAAGACACUACUAAAACCCAUCUCACUCUUUUCUUGAAACUCGAUGAUAAACUCCAUCGGCAGCUCAGCUGUGAUAUUAUGCCAAAUGACAGUUCCAGAGAUUUGGUCAAUGAACUUAUCCAUCAUUCCUUCAUCAGUGAGGAGGAUGGUGACAAGAUAGUGGCGUUACUGGAGGAUGCUUUGAACCGACAGCGUGGGUCCACUAGUGCCAUAACAACCAUAUGAAUGACAAUGGUGUGUUGCCAUGGCGAUGGACAUUUACAUGCCAGUGGAACCUGAGAGGGAGGCCCGCCAACAGAAGGAGAAGGACAAUAGAAACGAACGAUCCAGUUUGUCAGUUAGUAUGGAUAGUUGGAAUUGGAACUGUGGUCAAAUCAAGAUGACAGAACACGGCAUACUGGCUUUUAUGACAACAUGUGAUUGACCAGGUUAGGGGGCUCCAAGAAUGCCCAUCUAAGAUGAUUGUGCUAACCUCCCCGAGUCUCCAUCCAGCACUUCCAGGUGUCACUGUAGGAACCAUCCUUCCCACAAUCCCAUGGGAUGCUUAAGGGCAGUUCGGCUUCUCUUGAAAAGAGUCGUAUGUGGUGUUGGAGGUGUCUGCUGUGGAGAGCUCAAUAGAUGAAAAACGACCCGUUUAGGAAAACUAAUUUGUUAAAGUUCAAUAUUGCCAAUCUUCUUCAUUUUGUGGCUUAAACACAGUUCUGUGGAAAAACUAGGCCAGAAACAUGUUCUACACAAGUAUGCCAACACAUUGCAAGUGCACGUGCGUUUUUGUGUUACUGUGGCAUUAACACACCAGAGUACUCAAAGAGAGCAAUAGAGUUGCAAUAUAUAUGCCAUGAAAGCAGAGUUGUUGAUAUAGCUAUCAGAAGUUAAGCUUGACAAGUUUCUCUUCAAACUGUUGCUCUGCCAUAAAAACAGUUUACACUAAUGCGAAUGCUUCACUAGUGGCAACGCUUUAAAUCCGAGGUAGCACAGCUAGAAGCAUUAACAUUGACUUACUUGCGUAGAUUAUGUUACUGUC
Messenger RNA from Sinocyclocheilus rhinocerous, 2411 nucleotides. Its product is annotated as nuclear receptor-binding protein 2-like. NCBI's taxonomy places the organism in Eukaryota, Metazoa, Chordata, Actinopteri, Cypriniformes, Cyprinidae. The record is from RefSeq and is a predicted model, not a curated record. The transcript is spliced from 15 exons. Gene Ontology annotation, molecular function: ATP binding; protein kinase activity. Bases 350 to 1612 code for a protein of 420 amino acids. Gene Ontology annotation, biological process: protein phosphorylation.